Sapajus apella (tufted capuchin) is the source of this 4275-nucleotide messenger RNA. It is a transcript of the gene MAGEA9, whose product is annotated as MAGE family member A9. The coding region runs from base 2383 to 3684 and encodes 433 amino acids. Gene Ontology annotation, biological process: negative regulation of transcription by RNA polymerase II. Lineage: Eukaryota; Metazoa; Chordata; Mammalia; Primates; Cebidae. Gene Ontology annotation, cellular component: nucleus. The transcript has 3 exons. Gene Ontology annotation, molecular function: histone deacetylase binding. The record is from RefSeq and is a predicted model, not a curated record.
AUGGAUGAAACCAAUGGUACGUCCACAAACUGAAGGUGUAUUCAAAGUUCAAUCUUCCCUCAAAUGUUCCGGGACAGGAAGUUUUGGAGGCUGGUUCAGCCAAGUGGCGAGGGAAAAUGAAUCACCAUCUUAGCGCAACUCUUCCGAUGCAUCAAAAAAAAAAAAAAGGGCAAUUGUUCAACUCAUUCUCCCAGGCUCACUCUCCUGGAUUCAAAAACAGAUGAAGACACCCUAACACUCAUGAGAAGAAUUUGUGACCCAAGUGUUACCGCAGCAAAUGUCGUAAACAGAUAAUCACAUAUCCAACACAACAGUGGAUUAAAUGAACAAGCCACCUGUAUGCAUGGAAUAAAAAUUCUAUUUAAUGAUAGAAAAAAAUUCAGUUGUAAUUCGCUGCAUACAAGACAGACUAGUAAAAACAUUCGGUCAUGACAAUGGGUACGGAAAAGGCGCUGAAAGCAAUUCUAUGUGAGUACAAAUCAACAACUUUUAGCAAACUAAGAUCAACAGGAACUUCCAUUUCCUAAAAUUGGCAGCAAGCAUACAUAAAUGUGAAAUGUCAGAAGCGUUGCCUUUCACGCGGCAGUGACAAGUCAUUGACAUAGGCUGUCACCACUACCACGCACAUCUGUAGUGAAUGUCAAAAUGAAAAAGAGCCAGAACUGCGGAUGUCAAAAUGAAAAUGAGAUGUGAAGACUGCAAAGAAAUAGAUAGUAUUAGUUACCUAUAUGAUUAUCUACACAGAAAAUUCAAAGGAAUAGGCACAUUGAAUAUUCAAAUGAAUAAAAGACUUCAGAAAACAUCAUAUAGAAGAUCAUUACUGCAGAAUCCAGAGCCUUGCCACACAAAAGCAACUUAGUGCAUAAAAUUGAAAAUAGAAAAGACACCAUUCACAACAGCAUUAAAAUCCAAAACGUAAAUGAGAAGAGCCUAACAAGACCUUUAUGGUAGCGACUGUGCGAAGGGAAAUAUCUCAAGGGAAAUAGACUCAGGGAAAAAUCUCAAGUAAAUGGAUCUGUAUACCAUAUUUCUUGAUGGGGAACAGAAUAUGGCAGAGAUGUAAACGCUACUUAAAUUAAAUACAGAGUGAGUGCCUUAACUGUUCUUGCCGAAGUGACAGCCAAGCUCAGGUUGCUGUGCUCUGCUCCCCAAAUCAACCCUGGAAAAAGACAAAAAGCAGUAUCAACAACGAAACAGAGAAAGUCCUGGGGAUGACUGAAGACUGUGCUGAACUAGUACUUGUGUUUUGGGUCCAGGGUGUCUUUACCCUGCAUAGAUGGCAGAUGACAGGAUGGGUAGGAUAAAGUGUUUCACAUUCCACCCCACAUCACUGCACAAUCUCGGGCAGCACCACAAAAUAUGGUGCCAGUAGCCCUGGGGCAAUAUCAGGACAUCGGGAAACGUGAGUCGUUUGGGACACUACGGAUCCGGAGUUCUGCUAACAACCACCUGAAACAAACUAGGAGAAGAAGACUGUCCUUCCAAAAAAAAUAUGAUUUUAAUGGAAUAUAAAGAAUAAACUAGGAAUAGAAUGGUAAGUACGUGUGAAGCCCACACACUAUGAAUAGAUAGUAUUUAAAAUAUGUGUGCAUGUGUAUAGAAUAAAGUCUACAAAUAAAAACGAGUACGGAUCUAAAGCUAUAUACAUAUUGGUACCUAUAAUCACACAUAUAUGAUACAAAGAUAUGUACAUAUGCAUAUAUACAUGUAAACAUAAAUUUAUAUAACGUCUAAAACAGGUAUGCAUAUAAAGGCAAAUAGACGUAAAAUGUACAUAUGCCAUAUGUAAUGUACGCAUACAAUGUAAAAUUUAUUUCUUACCAUGUGAAUGAGGAUUAAAAUAUGAACAUCACUAAACUGGACUACCAUAUGUUAGAGACCUUCAAACCACCUGGCUUCUCCAAAUCUCUUGCUGCUGCUCAGCCUCUUCAGUAAAAAGAUCAGUCUUUGAGGACAAAGUUUGCAAAGUCUAGCUUUGGCUGCGGAAGAGCCCCAUGGGAAGGUGUGCGUCUUCUCCCAGAGGUCCUACAAUCACAGGUGCUGCAGCACCCCCCCUCCCCACGCAGGGAGCAUUUAGCCUUGGACCGGCAGCCAUUCCCUGCAACGGGUGCCGUUGGACAGAUGCUCAAAGGUGACGUAAACAGAUCAUCUCCCACCCGUCAUUUCAUCAAAGAGCCGGGAGCCAGGAGAACCCUCCUGGGUGGAGACAGAGGGUCCACACUCCCCACAUAGAGAGGCCACAGAAUCCAGCUCAGCCCCCCCGUCAGUCCUGAAAGACCCUGGCAAUGUUGUCACCCCGACCACACCCCUCCUCUCACUGCCACCUCAGGGGACUGGGAGGCAGAGACCCGGUCCGAGAGGAGCAGACCCAACGGGCAGAGGAUGGGGACCCAGGCUCUGCCAGGCAUCAAGGUCAGGACCCUGGGGAUGACUGAGGACCCCAUCCCCAACCCCACCCUUACUUCGUCAGAACGCGGUUCAGCCCCUGCUGUCAAGCCAGGGAAGCCCCAGACCUGGAGGCCGGAUGUGACGCCACUGACGUGCGCCCUGCGGGGUCUGAGAGAAGGGAGAGGCUUCCUUCUGAGGGGCGGCUUGAUACCGGUGGAGGGAAGCGGGCUCAGGCUCUGUGAGGAAUCCAGGGUCCCAGAGGACAGGCUGACCAGGAGGACAGGAGCCCCAAGAAGCCCCAGGGCAGCACUGAAGAAGACCUGCCUGUGGGUCUCAGUCGCCCAGCUCCUGCCCACAGUCCCAACUGCUGCCCUGACCAGAGUCAUCAUGGCUCUUGAGCAGAAGAGUCUGCACAGCAAGCCUGAUGAAGACCUUGAAGCCCAACGGGAGGACCUGGGCCUGGUGGGUACACAGGAUCCCACAGACAAGGAGGAGGAGGAGGUGUCCACUGCUGGGCCAUCAAGUCCUUCCCAGAGUCCUCAGGGAGGCUCCACAGACUCCCUGAGGAGUCCCUGGAGCCAAUUCAAUGAGGGCUCCAGCAGUCAACAAGAGGAAGGGCCAAGCACCUGGGUCGACCUAGCUCACCUGGAGUCCUUAUUCCAAGAAGCAGUGAAAUCUAAGGUGGCUGAGUUGGUUCAUCUCCUGCUCCACAAAUAUGAAGUCAAGGAGCCGGUCACAGAGGCAGAAAUGCUGGAGAGUGUCAUCCAGAAUUACGAGCACUACUUUCCUGUGAUCUUCGGCAAAGCCUCCGAGUUCAUGCAGCUGAUCUUUGGGGUUGAAGUGAAGGAGGUGGACCCCGUCAGCCACUCCUACAUCCUUGUCCCUGCUCUUGGCCUCUCAUGUGAUAGCAUGCUGGGUGAUGGUCAUAGCAUGCCCAAGGUCGCCCUCCUGAUCGUUGUCCUGGGUGUGAUCUUAGCCAAAGACAACUGCGCCCCUGAAGAGGUUAUCUGGGAAGCAUUGAGUGCGAUGGGGGUGUAUGUUGGGAUGGAGCACACUUUCUAUGGGGAGCCCAGGAAGCUGCUCACCCAAGAUUGGGUGCAGGAAAACUAUCUGCAGUACCGCCAGGUGCCCGGCAGUGAUCCUGAGCGCUACGAGUUCCUGUGGGGUUCAAAGGCCUACGCUGAAACCAGCUAUGAGGAAGUCAUAGAUUAUUUGGUCAUGAUCAAUGCAAGAGAUCCCAUCUGCUACCCAUCCCUGUAUGAAGAGGUUUUGGGAGAGGAGCAAGAGGGAGUCUGAGCACCAGUCGCAGCCAGGGCCAAUGUCUGUGGGGCCAGGGCCACACCCAGCAGUUGUCCUGCCCCAUGUGACAUGAGACCCAUUCUUCACUCUCUGUUGGAAGAUUGCAGUCGCUGUUGUCAGUGGCAGUGGGUGGAAGUGAACACACUGUAUACCAUCUCUGGGUUCCUUGCCUAUUGGGUGAUUUGGAAAUUUAUCUUUGCUCCCUUUUGGAAUUCUUCAAAUGUUGUUUUAAUGGUCAGUUUAAUGAACCUCAGCCAUCGAAGUUAAUGGAUGACAGUUGUCACACAUACUGCUGUUCAGGUUAUUUAGGAGUAAGAUUCUUGCUUUUGAUUCCCAUGGGGAAAUCCACGUUAUUUUGUGAAUUUGGACAAGAUAACUAGCAGAUGAAUUAAUAAUUUGUUUUCAGGAAGUUGAACUUAGCAGCAAAAUAGAGCUCAUAAAGAAGUGAGGAAAUGAAAGUAUAGUUAAUUCUUGCCUUAUACCUCUUUCCCUCCCCUGUAAAAUUAAAAUAGACACAUGUACACCUGGAUUCCCUCGGCUUCUUUGAGAACGUAAGAGAAAAAAACUGAAUAAAUAAUUUUUCCUGUU